AUGACAGAACGAUGCAACGAAUUACGUGAUAUUAAAGCCUCGGAAAAACGUCAAAAAGAUGACGAUGACAAAUAUGUGGAAAAAGCAUGUAAGGGAAGUUGUCCAUUUGCAAGAAGCGAUGCAAUCGAGGAUCUUUGUGACCAGAUUCUUGCAUCAAAGCUAUCCAGUGCACCACAAUUAGUUGAUUAUAGCAAAAAAAUAUCCGCUUGUCCGUACUUAGCAUCACGCAAGGCGGUAGCUUAUUCACAGCUGGUGCUGCUUCCAUAUCAAAUUUUGUUUCAAGAAGAAGCACGGAAAGCUUGGGGAAUUGAAUUGAGCGGCAACAUUAUCGUUAUUGAUGAAGCUCAUAAUUUGUUGGAAACAAUCACUAGUUCACAUUUCGUUACGCUGCAUGCAAAGGAACUGAAAUCUGUGCUUUCAGUAUUAAAUGACUAUCUAAGUCGUUUUCAAAGUCGGCUGACAUCGGUGCAUAAAAAAUAUCUGCGGCAGAUAUCGGCUUUUGCAAAUCUGUUAUUGACUUAUAUGAAUCACGCAUCAGACAAGCAUAAAAAUUAUGUUGAAACAAUGACGGCAUUUGCUGGCAAAGCUUAUCUGGCACAGUAUAAGUUCGACGUUUUAUUGAAAUACAUUGAGCAGACACAUUUAGUCAUGAAGCUAAGCAAGUUUUCGAAACGUUUGGAUGGAGAGCAAAACAAAAAAGUUGAUUCUGCAUAUGAAUUUUCGGUAGAACACUUACUUCGCACAAAGGAUUCCCCGACUGAUUCUCAAAGCGUAUCUGGGUGCUCAUCUAGUCAGUGUACAUCAUCAUCCUUUGUUGAGGAGCGAACAGCAAUAGCAUUAGCAUUGUGUGCAUUCCAGCAGUUUUUACAAAUGCUGAUGUUGAACUACAAAGACGGCAGAUUAAUAGUGGAAUGUGCCUCUGAGAAAGAUGAGGCCAAAAUAAGCUAUUAUCUUGUCAAUCCAGCUUCUCAACUUGGUGAUAUAAUUAAACAAUGCAGAUCUUUGAUAUUGCUUGGUGGUACUAUGGAACCGUCGGAAACCCUGAUACGCUCACUUACUAUGUAUUGCAAAAUUGACCCAAACAAGGAUCUUAUCCGUCGCUCUUUUGGACAUAUCAUAAAGGAGCAACAGUUACUAGCUCUAACAAUAACAAGUGUUUCUAAUAUGAAAUUGAUAUUCACACACGGUAAACGGGAAACACAGGAAAUCCUGAAUCUUUUGAUGAUGACGUUAGCACGGAUUGCUGAAGCAGUUCCAAAUGGAAUGAUUGUGUUUUUUCCCAGCUAUGGCUAUCUGGAAGUAUUUGUUAAACAAAUGCCCAUAAAUACUUUGCGGAAGGUUAAACCAUUAUUCAUUGAACGCCGAAACAGUUUGCCUGCCUUGUUUAAUGAAUUUGCAAAGUCAGCUCGAACCGUAAAAGGUGCUUUAUUGUUAGCUGUGGUUGGCGGAAAAUUAAGUGAAGGAAUUAAUUUUUCGGAUGAAUUAGGACGUACGGUCGUUGUCGUCGGAUUACCUUAUAUGAAUAGCGAGGAUAUCAUUGUGAAAGAGAAAUUGAAGUUUAUGCAAAGUGAAUUUGGUCCAAAGAGUGGUACUGAGUAUUAUGAAGCGAAAUGCAUGCAUGCUAUCAAUCAAUCCAUUGGUCGUGUAAUUCGCCAUUGUAACGAUUAUGCAGCAGUUGUGUUGGUUGAUUUAAGAUAUAAAAGUGAACGAAUUAUCAAAGACCUUCCAUCAUGGAUUCAACCCCGAUUAUGUCAUGCAACGGAUCUGAAUGAUGGAAUAGAGCAUUUGCAGAGAUUCUUCAGAAGUAUGAACAAACAAUGCAUUCCGAUAUCGACAAACAAUGCAUUCCGAAAUAUUUCAUAA
Molecule: messenger RNA, 1863 nt
Organism: Loa loa (African eye worm)
Lineage: Eukaryota; Metazoa; Nematoda; Chromadorea; Rhabditida; Onchocercidae
Product: helicase
Exons: 13
Coding region: 1-1863 (620 amino acids)
Biological process (GO): establishment of sister chromatid cohesion; nucleobase-containing compound metabolic process
Cellular component (GO): nucleus
Molecular function (GO): hydrolase activity, acting on acid anhydrides, in phosphorus-containing anhydrides; DNA binding; DNA helicase activity
Source: RefSeq, a predicted model, not a curated record